AUGAAGUCAAUUGCCCGACUCAGUCGCCCAGUCGGCUCCCUCCUACGAUGCGCCGAGCGCGAACGGUCAUCCUGCUUUACUCCAUGGGCCACACGGUCAUUCCAUAGCUCGCCCACAAAGCUCGAAGAGAAAGGCAAAGGCGACGCGAAAGAAAACCUAUCUUUCCGAGGACAGCUGUACCAGAGCACCGCGGACAGGUUAAAGCGUGAAAGAGCUUCGGAGGAACAAUAUAUUAGGGCCGCCACCACUCGGGGAGGAGGUGCUGGGGGUAGAACGCUCAGUCUCAGUUUCGUGAUUCUGUCCGUCGCCGCCGCAGCCUACUACCUGGGCAAAAGGGGAGAGCGACCGUUGGAUGCCUCUUCCACCACCCCUCUAUCUCGAGCACACCCGCCCCAGCACGAUACGAGAACCUCUAAUUUGCAAGCCGCUUGGGUAGACUUCGCCCAAAUUGUGGGAAAGGACAACGUGUCGACGAUUCCCGACGACCUCGAAGCGCACUCCGGUUCCGAAUGGUCCUCUUACGCGACCAAACCCAAUGAACGACCGUUCGCCAUUGUAUACCCUGCAACUACGGAAGAAGUGUCCAAGAUUAUGAAGGUGUGCCACGAACGAAGGAUCCCCGUCACAGCGCUCUCAGGCGGAACCAGUCUCGAAGGCCACUUUGCGCCCACAAGAGGAGGAAUAUGCAUCGACAUGGCAAGAAUGGACAAGAUAUUGGAAUUGCGACCCCAAGAUUUGGACAUCGUUGUACAACCUGCGCUCGGCUGGGAAGACCUCAAUGAAGAACUCAAAGGACAUGGCAUGUUCUUCCCACCGGAUCCAGGCCCAGGAGCCAAAAUCGGAGGCAUGGUUGGCACUGGCUGCUCGGGUACAAACGCUUACAGAUAUGGCACCAUGCGCGACUGGGUUGUCUCUCUGACUGUCGUUCUCGCCGACGGCACCAUCAUCAAGACAAGAAGGAGGCCCCGCAAAUCAAGCGCCGGCUACAAUCUGACGCAGAUGUUCAUCGGGAGUGAAGGUACGCUGGGCAUUGUCACUGAGGCCACUUUGAAGAUCACGGUUCUCCCUAAAAGCCAGUCGGUCGCUGUUGCGACCUUUCCCACCAUCCAUGCCGCAGCGGAGUGUGUUGCGAGAGUUGUCGGAGAAGGCAUUCAGCUUGCCGGAAUGGAGAUUCUAGACGAUGUGCAAAUGCGCUGCAUCAACAAAAGUGGCAUGACCAGCAGGCCGUGGCAGGAAGCUCCUACCCUCUUCUUCAAGUUUGCUGGGACAACUGAAGGCGUAAAGGAACAGAUCAAGAUCAUCCGGAACAUCGCCAAAGGGACUCACAACCAGAGUUUCGAAUUCGCAAAGAAUGACGACGAGGCCGCAGAACUUUGGAGUGCGAGGAAAGAGGCCCUGUGGAGUGUGAUGGCGAUGCGGAAGAACAGCAGUGACCACGUUUGGACUACCGAUGUGGCUGUCCCCAUCAGCCGACUGGCAGACAUCAUUCAAGAGACCCAUGAUGAUGUGGCCAAGAGCGGCUUGAUCGGUGGUAUCUGUGGCCAUGUGGGAGAUGGGAACUUCCACACAAUUCUCCUUUACAACGACACCGAGAAGAAGAUCGCUGAAGAGCUGGUCCAUCGAAUGAUCCGACGUGCCAUCGCUAUGGAGGGAACGGUCACUGGUGAACAUGGUGUUGGGUUGAAAAAACGAGAGUACCUGCGAGAAGAGCUGGGAGAUGAAACCGUCGAUGCCAUGCGCAAGCUCAAGCAAGCAUUCGACCCUCUGGGGCUGCUCAACUGCGACAAGAUUGUCCAGAUCGAAGCCGGCCAUUGA
Cladophialophora immunda is the source of this 1815-nucleotide messenger RNA. RefSeq names its product glycolate oxidase, subunit GlcD. The coding region runs from base 1 to 1815 and encodes 604 amino acids. Gene Ontology annotation, cellular component: mitochondrion. NCBI's taxonomy places the organism in Eukaryota, Fungi, Ascomycota, Eurotiomycetes, Chaetothyriales, Herpotrichiellaceae. The transcript is spliced from 5 exons. Gene Ontology annotation, molecular function: FAD binding; D-lactate dehydrogenase (NAD+) activity; D-lactate dehydrogenase (cytochrome) activity. Gene Ontology annotation, biological process: lactate catabolic process. The record is from RefSeq and is a predicted model, not a curated record.